CGAUUUUCUUUUUCGCUUUUUAGAACCAUACACGAAAUUCUCAAAGCAUCUGAACAUUAUUUAAAACUUCUAAAACAAAAUUUUUAUCCAAAAUGAUGUAACUUAUUAACACAUCAACACGUUUUAUCAACCACAGUUAACCGAUACGUAAGGUAAGCCAAACUUAAUCGAUCUUUAUCGUCACCCUCAGGCUCUCUUAGUUAGCUUAGCUCAGAGAAUUCAAGAGUUUUUUUUUGUGUGGAUAUAUAUAUUUGAUUUUUAAGGAACUUAAACAAACAAAAGAAACCCAUAAUUUAUUGGUUAAAAUUAGAUAAAAUGGUGGCGUGAGAAAGAGGCCCAUUAUCAAGAGCCAAAGGUAUUGCUUUCAAAGUGGCGGUAACUGGUAAGGUUAAUCUCUGUGUGCCUGCCUUCUUCUCAGCUCUUCUCUUUCUACUUCAUUUCCCUUGGUUCCAUGGCCAUGCCCCUAACGCUUCGAUUACUUUAAUUCCAAUAUUUCCGAUCUUUUCGUCUUCGAGUUUCUAUUGAGCGUCGUCAAACCCUAAUUUUGACUUCCGGGUGGAUAAUCCCAAAUCCGUUUCAUAGCUCGAUUUCACUGAUAAAUUUCCGAGCUUUCGGUGUUUUGAUUCGCAUGAGGAUUUGAAUUGACUAGGAAAGAUAAAGAUGUCUAUGGAGAGAUCUUUAGAAGCUUGGGAAGAGGUUCAACGACAUGGACAAGACUUAGCUGAUCGACUUGCUCAAGGAUUUACGGGUUUGAUUCAUAUAAACCCACCUUCGUUUCCAUGGCCGCCGAAUCACCAUCAUCUUCACAAGGCGAAACUGUUCGAUCUCGAGUUCCCAACUCAACAUUUCAGUGUUAUUAAGGAUUCUAGGUUUAGUAUCAACCAACCAAUCAACGGUGUCACAGCGAUUCUCGAUAUUGGGAAUAAGAUAGGUCAAGCUGGUGUUGACUUUGGUGCUGGGUUGAAUGUGAUGGUCCAACAGUUCUUCAGGAGGUUGCCUAUACCGUUCUUACACGAGGAUAAUAACAAGCUUGUUGUCUCUGUGGAUGGUGAUAAGAGUACAAGGAGCCAUAGAGCUUAUGUGAUCACAAAAGGGGAUUUGGGAAUGGCUACAGAACGGUUGAGGGACUCAGGGUUUUCUAAGACAGAUGAUACUGCUUCUGUUACUAUGUCUGAGGAGGAAGUUGCAGAUUCCUAUCUUAGAGCUGCUGGAUUGCUUGGAAGAUCAAAGGGAACAAUUGAUACGUCAUCAAGUUAUGACAGUAGGACAAAUGGUAUGGAACAUUCAUUGGCAGCCAGAGGAGAUCUCUGGAGGGUAGAAGCUUCACAUUCGAGUUCUACUGCAAGCGAUGGAAAUUCGUCUCUCUUUCUUCUCCAACUUGGACCACUUCUCUUUCUACGCGAUUCAACUCUUCUUUUACCGUUACACUUAUCAAAACAGCACUUGCUCUGGUAUGGAUAUGAUAGGAAGAAAGGUAUGCAUUCACUCUGUCCAGCUAUAUGGUCAAAGCAUCGGAGGUGGCUUAUGAUGUCAAUGCUCUCUCUCAAUCCUUUAGCUUGCUCAUUUAUGGAUUUGCAAUUUCCAAACGGGCAAUUGACAUAUGUAUCUGGCGAAGGACUGACGACAAGUGCUUUUGUGCCUUUUUGUGGUGGUCUUCUUCAAGCACAGGGUCAAUAUCCAGGCGACAUGAGAUUUAGUUACUCUUGUAAGAAUAAAUGUGGAACCCGAAUCACACCAAUGGUACAUUGGCCUGAUAAAUCAUUUGGGUUGGAUCUUUCUCAACCCUUGGCUUGGCGUAGAUCCGGACUACUGAUGAAACCGACAAUUCAAGUCAGUGUAUGUCCCACAUUCGGUGGAAGCAAUCCCGGGAUUAAGGCAGAAGUUAUUCACUCGUUGAGCGAUGACUUGAAUCUGAUAUGUGGCUACGCACUCAAUGCACAUCCUUCAGCAUUUGCCUCUGUAGCUUUUGGUCGGUCGAAAUGGAAUGGAAACAUUGGACGCACGGGAAUAGUUGUUAGAGCUGAUACUCCACUUGCAAGUAUUGGCCAGCCUUCUUUCUCUAUCCAGCUUAAUAACGCUUUCGAGUUCUGAAUCUUUCCAAUAUAACAUAGGAGAAAAAAAACUCUGUCCAUUUAGUCGUCAUGUACAUAUAUAUGUUUGAACAGACUGCUUUUAUCCCUCGGUCACUUUUGUAUAUGGUAGUUUACUCAAUUAACCCACAAGACAGUCUCUGUAAUUCCAGCAAAUAUUUUCACCACGUAAAGAUUACAGUUUCACAAUUU
Arabidopsis thaliana (thale cress) is the source of this 2282-nucleotide messenger RNA. Its product is annotated as epstein-barr nuclear antigen. NCBI's taxonomy places the organism in Eukaryota, Viridiplantae, Streptophyta, Magnoliopsida, Brassicales, Brassicaceae. Bases 661 to 2091 code for a protein of 476 amino acids. The record is from RefSeq and is marked reviewed. The transcript is spliced from 8 exons.